Molecule: messenger RNA, 1662 nt
Organism: Moesziomyces aphidis
Lineage: Eukaryota; Fungi; Basidiomycota; Ustilaginomycetes; Ustilaginales; Ustilaginaceae
Source: the annotation of a GenBank genome assembly
AUGGCUGCUGGCCGACCGAGCGACGGAAAGGAGCGAUGGUGGCAGCAGCAGCAGCAGCAGCAGCAGCUCCCGCGUCCCGAGCCCGCCCGCGUGCCCUCGGCCGCCCCAGAGCCCAAGGAAAAGCCCAAGGAGAAGGAGUCCAAGGGCAUGUUCCGACGCAUGCUCUCUGGCGCCGCCGGCCACUCGUCCGACAAGGACAAGGACAAGGACAAGGCGCACCACGCCGACGCCGUGGGCAGUCCGGGCCGCGAGCGUCCGUCGCCGCGCACCGCGGCGAGCGCUCAGGGCAGCGGCCACAUCUCGCCCAUGCGCUCGCCCUCGCUCAGCCGCGGCUCCACGCCGCCGCUCAGCCCGCGCAACGAGAUGGACGAAGCGGCGCUGGCGUCGCAAUACCAGGCCAUGAACCUCACUAGCCCGCCCUCGAGCCAGCCGCCCAGCCGCAACGUCUCGAUCAAGCGCAAGGACAGCAGCUCCGCCGCCAACGCCGGCGAGGACGGCGCCACCGAAGGCAGCAGCCGCCUCACCGUCGCCGCGCUGCGCGACUGGGACGCCAAGGGCAAGCCGGACAAGCCGAGCUCCGGCAGCAAAAAGUCGGACCGCGGCAAGGACGGCGAUGCCAAGUCCACCGCGAGCUCGACGCUGCGCGACAUGAUCAUGGGCAGCGCGCCCAAGCUGAGCCGGCGCGGCUCGAGCGCCAGCCACGGCAACAAGUCCGACGGCGGCUCCAAGAAGGGCGGCAGCACCGCGGGCGGCGAGACGGCGAGUCUGCUCAAAAAGUACGGCGUGUGCGAAAAGGCGGCGAUCGGCAAGGGUGCGACGGCGGUGGUGAGGCUGGCGCACAAGUGGGACCGAUCCACCGAGAAGCUGUAUGCGGUCAAGGAGUUCCGCAAGCGCCGCAAGAACGAGACGGAGAAGGAGUACGUCAAGAAGCUCACGUCCGAGUUCUGCAUCUCGUCGACGCUGCACCACAUCAACAUUGUCGAGACGGUGGAUCUGGUGCAGGACGAGAACCGGCACUGGUGCGAGGUGAUGGAGUACUGUCCUGGCGGCGAUCUGUACGCGGCGAUCAAGCGCGGCGGGAUGAGUCAGGCCGAGGUGGAGUGUUCGUUCAAGCAGAUCCUCAACGGCAUUGCGUACCUGCACUCCAUGGGGGUUGCGCACCGCGACAUCAAGCCGGAGAAUCUGCUGCUGGACGGACAUGGCCACAUCAAGAUCACCGAUUUCGGCGUGUCGGAUGUGUUUAGGAUGUGCUGGGAAAAGUCGACGCACUACUCCAAGGGGUUGUGUGGAUCCGAGCCGUACAUUGCGCCGGAGCAGUUCGAGAAGAAGGAGUACGAUGCGCGCCUCGUGGAUGUAUGGGCGGCCGCGGUGGUGUUUUACUGCAUGCAGUUCCAGGAGCUCCCCUGGAGGGUGGCCAAGAUGUCGGAUCCGACGUUCAAGGAGUACGUCCAGUCGUACGCCACCAGCCCGGCACCGAGUCCGCUGUCGAACCUCAGUCCGAGAGAGUGCCGGCCGCUGCUCAAGAAGAUGCUGUGUCCGGAUCCAAAGGGCAGGUGGACGAUGGACGAGGUGCUCAAGGAUUCGUGGCUCGUCAGUGUGCCUGUCUGCGAAGAGGGAAGGCAGAACGAUCAUACCCACUCGGCUGCACCCAGCAUGGCCUAG